CUGACAGAUUCUGACAAAUUGUCUGGCCUGGUUGUUUAGGCUUGUUGAAUCCUAAAGACGUCGGCAAAGAGAACCAAACAUCCGCCUUUAGUUUGCGACUUCUGCUGAAAGUAAAUUUCCUAAAAUCACCAAUGGCUCGCAGACGCAAAAAUCGCACACAUUUGAAGGGCGCAGGGGCAACCGCACAGCACGCAAACGACGGUGCACCCAAGUCCUUCAUCAUAAAACAUGGACAAGUAGGUACUUCUGUCACCCAGCUCGUUCGUGAUCUACGAAAAGUUAUGGAACCAAAUACGGCGAGCCGUCUGAAGGAACGUAACCGUAACAAAUUAAAAGAUUACCUGAUUAUGGCUCCUACGCUGGGGGUCACGCAUUUGCUCGCUCUUACUGUCACAGACGUCGCACCGUCACUGCGCAUAAUUCGACUUCCCGCGGGACCUUCUCUUAGCUUCCGCGUGGAACGAUACAGCUUGAUGAAAGAUAUCUUAAAAACUUCUCGAUCCUCACGAAGCAUGGGGAUGGAGUAUCUCACUGCCCCAUUGGUCGUCCUCUCUUCGUUCCCCCCACCCUCGCCAGAAACGCCCCCACAUCUCCCACUGCUCAUGAAAUCCUUCCAAUCUCUUUUCCCUCCAUUAUCCCCCAACUCGAUGUCACUUUCCAACUGCCGUCGGAUCGUCUUGAUAGCAUACAACCCCGACAGAGGAACCGUCGACUUCCGACACUAUGUCAUCACCGUAAAACCAUACGGCGUCUCAAAGCGCGUCCGACGCGUACUCGAAGGCGCCCCCAAAAAAACAUCAGCCAACUCCUCCAGUGGGUUCUUGGACCUUGGAAACGAGAAGGAUGUUGCGGACUUCUUGCUUAGGAAAAGAGGGGAGCCUAGCCCAGGGAUCGACGGGUAUGAGUCUGCGGCAUCAUCAGCUUCGAGUGCUGCUGGUGAUGACGGGGAGCCGGUGUCAUUGGCGGAUGAUUAUGUUGGUCGGAAUAACAAGAAGGGGCAAAAGAAGGCUGUCCGACUAAGUGAAGUUGGCCCGAGGAUGGAGCUGCGGCUGAUCAAAAUUUCUGAAGGCGUUCCAGGGAGGGAAGGUGCUGUGCUGUAUCAUGAAUUUGUCAAAAAAUCAAAGGCCGAAGCCGCUGCACUCAAGGCUUCUCAUGUUGCCAAGGAGAGAUUGCGAAAGCAGAGACGGGAGGAACAAGAAAGCAACGUGCAACGGAAGAAAGCAGAAAAAGAACAAGUGUCGCGGAAGAAUCAAAAGAAUUCUGAUGAGGAAGCCUCUGAGGCUGGCGAAUCUGGCGAUGAUGAAUGGGAUGAAGACGAGGAGAUAAGUGAAGUGGGUGGCAGCGACGACGAGCACAGUGAAGCACCAGGGAGCGAUGAAGAGGAAAGUGAUGAUGAACCCGAAGUGCGACCACCUACCAAGAAAGUUCGAAUACGAGGGAAACGAUGAACUGUGAAACAGGUUUCUCGUCGUGUCGGAAUGUAUUCACGCUUAAAAACUACGAGUGGGAGAAUACAAUGUAAGCUUGGAGAGCGGCAUUUCCUAGAAGAAUCAGGGGAAUCACCUCUUCCGCUCGCAGCAGAGCAAUCUGGCGAUGCGAUAGCUACUACCUUGGUAAUGGUUGAAUGUUCUAAGCCUCAAGAGUGUCUUGCUUUCAGAGGAUAUGCAAGAAGAUUGUAUUCACUGCGCGUACAGGCUCAAUAAACGAAAAUGAAUGGAGGGGAAUAAAACAUAU
Molecule: messenger RNA, 1734 nt
Organism: Suillus clintonianus
Lineage: Eukaryota; Fungi; Basidiomycota; Agaricomycetes; Boletales; Suillaceae
Product: Brix domain-containing protein
Exons: 4
Coding region: 132-1448 (438 amino acids)
Biological process (GO): ribosomal large subunit assembly; rRNA processing
Cellular component (GO): preribosome, large subunit precursor
Molecular function (GO): rRNA binding
Source: RefSeq, a predicted model, not a curated record